AGGGGGAAUAGGUUUUUGUGGUCACUUUUUUCUAAGAUACACCCCUCUGUUUUUUCAGUGCAGAGAGCUGAUUUUUGUGCAAAGCAUCCACUGCAACAGAAAUCCUUAUUUCAGCGUUUUAAAAUUGAUACAAAAAAAAAUCCUGCACAAGCUCUGGUCUUGUGCAAACAACAGCGAUCUGCCUUCAGAUUCGCUGGGGUUCCUUUCAGUGUGACUUACUGUGACAGCACUGAGAAGAAAAACUGAUCACGUUCAUGGAAGAAGAGUGAUUUUAAUGAAAUCACCGUUGACAGACUGAGAGCGGCGCGGGGAACGAGUAGGUCUACACACUACGAUCUGGGGACAGUCCUGAUCAAAGCUUACAGAGGAAGAUACAAUUAGGCUAUAAUUGUCAGAUUUGCUGAAAUUUGUGCAUCAGCUGUAAAUCAAAACAAGCCAGAAUGGAAGAGGACAUGGAUGAGGGACAAACAUCCAAAGGCUGCUUUGAGUGCUGCAUCAAAUGCUUGGGCGGCAUCCCGUAUCCGUCGCUGAUCGCCACCAUCCUGCUCUACGCCGGCGUGGCGCUCUUCUGCGGCUGCGGCCAUGAGGCGCUCUCUGGCACCGUCACCAUCCUGCAGAAUUACUUUGAAGUCGUUAGAGGCCCUAUUGACUCCUUGGAUGUCUUUGCCAUGAUUGACAUAAUAAAAUACGUGAUUUACGGUAUCGCGUCUGCCUUCUUCGUGUACGGGAUUCUGCUGAUGGUGGAGGGCUUCUUCACUACCGGGGCCCUCAGGGAUCUGUACGGCGACUUCAAGAUCACGACCUGCGGGCGCUGUGUUAGUGCCUUGUUCAUCAUGCUGACAUAUAUCUUCAUGCUGGCCUGGCUGGGAGUGACUGCCUUUACGUCACUGCCAGUCUUCAUGUACUUCAACGUCUGGAAUAUCUGCCAGAACACGACCGCCGUUGACAACUUGUGCUUAGAUCUCCGUCAGUUUGGAAUGAUAAACAUCAGAGAGGAAAAGAAAGUGUGUUCUGGAUCGGAGAAAUUCUUCAAGAUGUGCGAAUCGAACGAGCUGGACCUGACAUUCCACCUGUUUGUGUGCGCUCUUGCGGGAGCCGGAGCCGUGGUGAUCGCCUUGAUUCACUACUUGAUGGUUCUCUCGUCUAACUGGGCCUACGUGAAAGAUGCAUGCAAGAUGCAGAAGUACGAGGACAUCAAGUCCAAGGAGGAGCAGGAGCUGCAUGACAUCCAUUCCACCCGUUCCAAAGAGCGCCUGAAUGCUUACACAUAAAACACACGCGUGUCCAGCUUUGCACCCUUUCUGAGGAGGGGGGGGGGGAGGCUCACUUCUGCUGUGUGUACGGACAGGUCGCAACAAGGUGGUGAGGUAUCCUCUGGUGGCAUUGCUCAUAACAACCCUGUACCUCCUCCUGGGACUGGAGUUUUUUCCUCUGUUUGUCGCUAAUGCUUGUUUUUUUUUAAAUUUAUUUAGGGAAAUCAGUUCAUAAUGUGGCUCCCUAUGUUAUGUUAAGUCAGCAAUCCGUAAAUAAUGUAAAAUAUUUGAAAUAUUCAGAUUACAUCGUAUAAUAAUUAUGAUUAUUUACAUAUAAUGAGACCAUUAAAUAGUUUAUUUAUUCACUCAUUCAUGAUUCAUUCAAAUCCAUAAUGAUAAUUCUGGGUUAAAACAGUUACUUCUUCACCAUAAUUGUCACACUAGCUUUAUAUUUUAUUUUAUUUUUAUAAAGUGCAUAAAAUAUAGAGUACAACACAAAUACAGACAGACAGACACACACACAUAUUUUUGUUAGAAAAUGAAAUGUAAUGAGAAUCAUUUUUGAAAUCACAGGGGCAUUGUCAAAAUUUCUUCAUGACGUGGAUUAAAAUAACAUUUUGCAUGGUUUUCUCAUUGAGCCAGACCAAAUUUGCAUUUUGAUAAACACAACAAGCACAGUUUUUAAUAAUUUAAUUUAAUGGUUUAACGGAUUAAAUAUUCUAGAUUUUUUUUUAUUUUGUAUAAUGGGAACAAUUAAAUAUUCUAGCUGUUGAAUGUAUGUGCUGUUCAAAGGAAUGUCUUUUCUCUUAUAUAUUUUCCCAAAAAUUUACAUACGUCAAUGUUUUGGUAACAUGCCGACCAAAUAACAAUCACCAAACAGCUAAAGAGAAUUCCACUUUUGAACAAAACUGUUUACUAUAACGGCAUUACACAAAUGGUAUUGCUGAUUACAAACUGAACACAUGAUGUUUGGGAUUUUUUUUUGCCUAAUCAUGGUGUCUCAGUGUUGUGUCAUUUACUGCCUGGAAAUUCUCAUUUGGUCAGUUUCCAAAAGCUGAUUUUGUGAACUUGUUCAACUGUUGUAAUCUAUCUUGGUGUUGAGUGCAAUGCUACUCAGUUCAGAAAUGAGUACUCUGUUAUGUUGCUAGUAAUACAGUAUUGGUUUUGAAAGCCCUUAAACAAGCAUAUAAAAUAUAGUUGUUAUCUGUGAUAUGGUUAUGCAUUAAAUGGUAAUUGUUUUACUGAACUGAAAUGUUCUUUUUUAUUUUUACUUGAAAUUAUGUGUGCAGUAAAGCAGUUAAUACACAAACAGUGUUAUACAAAGCCUCUUACUGAUUAUUAAUAAAGUGUAGUCUUUUACUUGUGAUUGUGUAGUGUGUAGUGUUUUCUUUCUUUUUAAAACUGUCAUUAUAGUGUUACAAAGUCGUUAUUUUUACUUCCUUUAUUCAUCUUUUGUACUUUAACAUGGACUGUCUUGUAGCCAGCUUUUCAUGGAAAUUUGAUUUGUACAUACAUGAUAUACCAAGAGCCUGACAAUGUUGUGUUUUUGAUGUACAAAUAAAUUGCUUGCAAAAUAAA
Molecule: messenger RNA, 2831 nt
Organism: Paramormyrops kingsleyae
Lineage: Eukaryota; Metazoa; Chordata; Actinopteri; Osteoglossiformes; Mormyridae
Product: neuronal membrane glycoprotein M6-a-like
Biological process (GO): neuron projection development
Cellular component (GO): filopodium; neuronal cell body; plasma membrane
Source: RefSeq, a predicted model, not a curated record